AUGCCUUAUACCCGUCCAAAGCCUCUGUCAAGCAGUGGUGACAGUGCGAUGAGCGGGGAAAGUCAUUCGCAAAACGACACUAACCUCCCCUUCUCAGUCUCGAAUAUGCUUAACAAGCUGCACGGCCAGCCGGAGAGUUACGACAAGAAGUCCGUUCCCCUGCUCCUCUCUCCGCUCCCUUCUUUUCAUGCGUCGACCACCCCUGGAUUGACUCCUCCACCAACUCCUCCAGUUCCACUCACCAAAGCCAGGGCACAAUAUCGAUUCGGGAAGACCCUGGGAGCAGGUACUUAUGGCAUUGUCCGAGAGGCAGACGUCAAUGGGAAAAAAGUUGCUGUCAAGAUCAUAUUGAAAAAGAACGUGAAAGGCAAUGAGCAAAUGGUCUAUGAUGAACUUUCCAUGCUCCAGAAGCUACAUCAUCCGCAUAUUGUAGAAUUUGUUGAUUGGUUCGAAUCCAAAGACAAGUACUACAUUGUCACCCAGCUUGCUGUUGGUGGCGAGCUGUUUGACCGGAUAUGUGACCAAGGCCGUUUCACAGAGAGGGACGCAUCACAAACGAUCAAGCAAGUCCUCGGAGCUGUAGAUUAUCUCCACGAGAGAAACGUCGUUCAUCGAGAUCUCAAACCGGAAAAUCUACUCUAUCUCACCAAAGACCCAGACUCUCAGCUCGUACUUGCGGAUUUUGGCAUUGCUAAAAUGCUAGAGACACCUGGAGAGGUGCUGACCACGAUGGCCGGUUCAUUUGGCUACGCUGCACCAGAGGUUAUGAUGAAGCAGGGGCACGGCAAGGCAGUUGACAUGUGGUCUCUUGGCGUCAUUACCUACACACUACUAUGCGGUUAUUCGCCGUUCCGAUCGGAAAAUCUUGGAGACCUCGUAGAUGAGUGCCGUAGCGGGAAGAUCAUCUUUCAUGAGCGAUACUGGAAAGAUGUCAGCAGGGACGCGAAAGCGUUUAUUCUGACCCUCCUUCAGGUGGAUCCGAGGAGAAGAGCGACGAGCAAAGAAGCCUUGAAGCAUACCUGGCUCAAGGGUGAAACAGCGACCAACCACGAUCUCCUGCCCGAAAUUCGAUCAUACAUUGCCAAGGCGCGUCUAAAGCGUGGGAUUGAACUUGUCAGAUUGGCCAACCGGAUUGAAGCUUUGAAGAUGCAAGAAGAUGAAGAAGAGGAUAUGCCAGGAAGCGCUGACGUCCCAGCCAACGCUGAACAAGCUGCUGGGCUCAGCGUCGCCAAUCAACAGCGGGGUAUCUCGCCCAGCCGUGGACUGGCGACAAGUGAGAACCCCGAGAAGCGGAGCCUGAGCAAGAUUGCAAAGGGUGCGAUAUUCCGAGAAAUUGUGCUAGCCAAAGUGCGAGAAAUCAAGGAGAAAGAGAACCAAGAAAAGUUGGCCGCAGCGGCCACGCAGAAAUAUGGACAGAAACAAACCCAAGGUGGCAAACGUUGA
Molecule: messenger RNA, 1443 nt
Organism: Endocarpon pusillum Z07020
Lineage: Eukaryota; Fungi; Ascomycota; Eurotiomycetes; Verrucariales; Verrucariaceae
Product: Calcium/calmodulin-dependent protein kinase
Exons: 3
Coding region: 1-1443 (480 amino acids)
Biological process (GO): protein phosphorylation; cellular response to oxidative stress
Molecular function (GO): calcium/calmodulin-dependent protein kinase activity; ATP binding
Source: RefSeq, a predicted model, not a curated record